AAAUCGUAACAGGGAAAAUCGAAGAACGGAGAGAGAUUGCAGAUGAGAGAGAGAGAGAGAGAGAGGGAGGGAGAGAGACUCAUUUCCUUUUCUUACAAACCCUAGCUCCGGCGCUCCGCUUUUCCUUAUCGUCGUCGCCUCUGCAUUUUACCGCCAUUUCCGAGAUGGACUGGUUCAAUUAGAGGCCUUCCAGUGGAGUAAUAAUACUUAUGUUGAGCAGAUUUGGUGUUGUAUUAUUUCGAGAGGCAUUCAGACAGAGUUCACAUCCACCAUCGGCUUCAGUUUGCUCGCUGGCAAUGGUUGAGUUUCCAUUUUCUCCGUAAUUAUUGUAUUUGUCUACCGGUGAUAAGAAGUUGCUGGAAGCAUUCUUAGUCAGAUGUCAGAAGGCGCCAUGGCAGUUGUCAAACCAGAGAUGAAAUCAUACAUCUGGCUCCAAACUGUUGAUGGAUCAAUACAACAAGUGGAAGAAGAGGUUGCCAUGUUUUGUCCAAUGAUAUGUCGAGAAGUACUCCAAACUGGGAUGGGUUCUUCCAAAAACUAUGCUAUCUUACUUCCACAACGAGUUAAUCCUUCUAUAUUAGGCUUAAUACUCGACUACUGUCGGUUUCAUCAAAUACCAGGACGCUCCAAUAAGGAGCGCAAAACAUUUGAUGAGAAGUUCAUCCGGAUGGAUACUAAAAGGCUGUGUGAAUUGACAUCUGCUGCUGACAGCCUUCAGUUAAAACCUUUGGUGGAUUUGACCAGUCGUGCACUUGCUCGAAUCAUCGAAGGAAAGACGCCUGAAGAGAUACGUGAGACAUUUCAUUUGCCCGACGAUCUUACCGAGGAGGAGAAGUUGGAGCCCUUGAGAAACAUUACUGAUGAUCCACGAAUUCGGUUGCUAAAUAGGUUAUAUGCAAGAAAAAGAAAAGAACUAAAAGAACGAGAAAAGCUUAAGAAUGCUGAGGUUGAGGAGGAGCAGGUGGAUGAUCGCUCGGUAGAUGACCUCUUGUCAUUUAUAAAUGGCGGAGAUGGAGACACAAAGGGAGUUAAAACUAGCAAGAAUAAGAAGAAAAACCGGAGGCGAAAGGAGCAAAGAGAUUCUUCCUCAAAUAAGGCCGACGAGAAUCUUCAAAAUGAAGUGGAUACUGCUCCGUUGACUCAAAAUAAUGCUGAAGUCAAUGAUAUUUUGGUGGCCACCCCGAGCAAAGCCUCGAAAGUCCAGGAUUUUUCUGGCUGCGCAUUCUCACAGAAACUUGAAUUUGAUGAUAGUUUCAUCGAUGAUGAUUUAGAUCCUGCCAUGAAGGAAGAACUUGACAGAGAAGUCGAGGAUUUUGCACGGAGAUUAAACUCGGGUUGGCCUGAGAGGAUGCAGGAAAUCUUGUCUUUGGGCCAAGAGAGGAAGUUAAUACCGUCAUCUAUGAAUGGCAACAGUUCCAGCAGAAAAUGCAUAACUACAGAUUGGCGAUACUAACAUUGUUCCAAGGCUCAGCUUCUCACACCAUGUAAAGAUAUGAACUGAAUUGCCAUCUCAUGCAAUAGUUCAUGUAUUAGCAGGUUUGAAUCAGAGAUAGAAACAUAAUCAUCGGCGGUUUUCCCUCUGGAACAUGGAGCCCCUCGCAUGAAUUGGGAGAGGAUGCUAAGCGGGCUUCCUGCCCGGAGAUCGGCACCUUUUUUUCUGGUGAGUGGGGGCUGCGUGUUGCAGAUCUGAUGUCUUUUCUUACACAUCAUCAGAGUUGGUCUUUAUUUCGAUAUCUCCUGAAAAAGAGAGUGAAAGAUGAACGAGAGAACAGAAAGGGGGAAAAAAAGGGAAAGAGCACUGCAGGGGAUUGAAUGGAUUAUCAUAAGUAGAUCCUGCUCAUGUGCCUUUGAUCCUUUCUUUCUUGUUGGGAUUCUAUGCAACUGUCAAGCAAUGGCUUAGUUCCUUCUUGUAAGCUGUUUUGGUGGCAAUCAUUUGUUCUUUUCUUUGUUACCUUCCUUUAGUCAUAAAAUUUUCCGUAACGGCAAAUAGCUCGUAUGGGUUGUUUAGGAACACUAGUGAGCAAUUGUUCAAUAAAGUUUCAAUUGUUUUUAUAUCUGUU
This is a messenger RNA of Punica granatum (pomegranate), 2060 nucleotides long. The record is from RefSeq and is a predicted model, not a curated record. Lineage: Eukaryota; Viridiplantae; Streptophyta; Magnoliopsida; Myrtales; Lythraceae.